Molecule: messenger RNA, 1654 nt
Organism: Vigna radiata var. radiata (mung bean)
Lineage: Eukaryota; Viridiplantae; Streptophyta; Magnoliopsida; Fabales; Fabaceae
Product: serine/threonine-protein kinase SAPK2
Exons: 10
Coding region: 165-1184 (339 amino acids)
Biological process (GO): intracellular signal transduction; protein phosphorylation
Molecular function (GO): ATP binding; protein serine/threonine kinase activity
Source: RefSeq, a predicted model, not a curated record
UUUUCUUUUUCGAGUUUUUCUCUGCUCUGUUUUCCUAUUUGUCACCCUGUGAUUGUGGACAGCAACGUUCGUACUGAAGUCAAAGGGUGGCUUGGAUUCCGUCUUUAUUAAGACUUGCACACUGGUGUGUAGUUGAAUUGCAGUGAAAUUCGCAAUACUAAAACAUGGAGCGCUAUGAGAUUCUCAAAGAUAUUGGCUCUGGAAAUUUUGCUGUCGCCAAACUGGUUAGGGAAAACCGCACCAAUGAGCUUUUUGCUGUCAAGUUCAUUGAGAGAGGCCAGAAGAUUGAUGAGCAUGUUCAGAGGGAAAUCAUGAACCAUAGAUCAUUGAAGCAUCCCAAUAUUAUUAGAUUCAAGGAGGUCUUGUUGACACCAACUCAUCUAGCAAUAGUAAUGGAGUAUGCUUCUGGAGGAGAACUAUUUGAGAGGAUAUGCAAUGCUGGUAGAUUCAGUGAGGAUGAGGCAAGAUUUUUCUUUCAGCAACUGAUAUCUGGAGUCAGUUACUGUCAUUCAAUGCAAAUUUGUCAUAGAGAUCUGAAGCUUGAAAACACACUCUUGGAUGGAAGCACUGCUCCACGACUUAAAAUUUGUGACUUUGGUUACUCAAAGUCAUCAGUAUUGCAUUCUCAACCUAAGUCAACGGUAGGAACUCCAGCUUAUAUUGCACCUGAGGUUCUUACAAGGAAAGAAUAUGAUGGAAAGAUUGCAGAUGUAUGGUCUUGUGGAGUCACCUUAUAUGUGAUGUUAGUUGGGGCUUAUCCUUUUGAAGACCCUGCAGACCCAAGAAACUUCAAAAAAACCAUUGGUAAGAUACUCAGUGUCCAGUACUCAGUCCCAGAUUAUGUACGAGUUUCCAUGGAAUGUAGACAUCUUCUAUCACAAAUAUUUGUGGCAAGUCCUGAAAAGAGAAUAACAAUACCAGAAAUUAAAAACCAUCCAUGGUUUUUAAGGAACUUACCCAUAGAACUGAUGGAAACUGGAAGCUGGCAAAUAAAUGAUGUAAAUAAUCCAUCACAAAGUGUUGAGGAAGUGCUGUCUAUAGUACAAGAGGCUAGAAAAUCUCUUAAUGUUCCAAUUGUUGGUGGCCUUCUUAAUGGGGGCACCAUGGACCUUGAUGACUUGGAGGCUGAUGAAGAAGAUCUUGAGGAUGUAGAAACAAGUGGAGAAUUUGUGUGCCCUCUUUGAGUGUGUGUACAUGAACAAGCUAAGCUAUUGUUUGAUGUGAAAAUGUGAAUAGAUUUUUCUGUUAGGGCUGAAAUUCCUUAGUUUUUAAAUUAAGGGUUUUUUUUUCUUCUUAUUUUCAUUUUUCCCUCUGAAAUCCAUGUGCCGUUUUCUAGAGAUGUAAAAUCACAUGUUCCAAAAUAUUAGGAUAUUAAAUAAAGCAAGUUGUGGCAGGUUCCUCUAUUGCAUCAUGGGAAACUGAAUAAUGGGAUAUAAGUAAGCUUUUGUUAAUGGAUUUUAUUUUAUAUUGUAGACUGGGAAUUCAGCAUAGGAUAAGACGUCUUUUGAAGUUCUACAAACCUAUCUUAAACCUUUGUACUGUAUGGAAUCAAUCAAUAUUGCCGACACUUCUUUUUCUAUGUUAUGCUGCCAAAAAAACAUUUGUCCCUUGUGGAAUCAGUCAAGAAAGUCGACAAUUUUCAACAGUAUGAUAA